Messenger RNA from Nilaparvata lugens (brown planthopper), 2626 nucleotides. Its product is annotated as glycine-rich protein 5-like. The transcript is spliced from 2 exons. The coding region runs from base 600 to 1271 and encodes 223 amino acids. NCBI's taxonomy places the organism in Eukaryota, Metazoa, Arthropoda, Insecta, Hemiptera, Delphacidae. The record is from RefSeq and is a predicted model, not a curated record.
ACUUAUACCCUACCGAUAACAAGUUUCAAUCAAAUUGCCUCUACUAAUGAAAUAGGCAUUAAUAGAACCAUUAACUUACGUUAGGCCUAUUUAUAGAAUUCAAAUUCAUUCAUUCCUCUUUGGUUCUCAUUCAUGUGGUUCCAUAUUAGACGACAUCAUUCCAGGGCAAUUGUAUUUGAUUGGAUUCCCGUGCAACUGGUCGGAUAUCAUAAAAAGAAAAUGUACAGAAUAAACAUGAAAUGAUCUCUCUGGACUAACUAUUAUUACAGACUAGUUAAGAUCUUGAAACCAGGCUUUCAUUUCAAAACAAAUUCACAAGGACAUACGAAUUUUAAUAUAAAUUUCAACUUACCUUUCAAGAAUCACAUUCGUAUUACCAGGCCUAUAUUAUGUCAAUGAGAUUAGCAGGGUCAACAGAUUAGUCACGUACUGACUCACAACAAAAUAUUCACUCGCCAAUAAUUUAUUAGGCUAUGACGUUGACAAUGAAUAAUAGGUACUACUAACAACGAAUUGUUUCAGCUAAAUGUAAUUAGCUGAAGAGAUUGAAUGACCGAAGGGUGAAAGUUGAAAACAGGUAAUUAUUAUUAUUUUUGCAAAUGGUCAAUCGCAAAUAUCUGGAGAGAUGGAAAUACCAAUACUUCAAGCCCAGAGUUGUUUAUCAGUAUAAAUGUCUGUUCUCUGUAAAUAAAUUAGCCAGUCUUUAUAUCCUAUUUUGGAAGAAAGGUUCAAAAAUGAUUCGCACAUUUGUUUUACUCACCCUCGCUGCAGUUAUUGUUAGUGGAUUCACCAAAGAGGUGGGCAGCGAGGUGCAUUCCAAACUGCUGCCAGUGCUGGUGAGAGAGCGUCGUCAAUUCGGCUCUUUCUUCCCGGCGGUAGGUGGUGGUGGUGCGGGGGCGGGAGCUCAGGCCAACGCACAGGCGUCCUCGUUCAGCGGUAGCUUCGGAGGCGGUGGUCCGGCCUUCGCGCCCCCGGUCGGAGGCGGUGGCUUUGGAGGCGCCAGCAGCAUUAGUUCGGCACAGGCGUCGGCGAUUGGGGCAGGGGGCGGUGGUCCGGCCUUCGCGCCCCCGGUCGGAGGCGGUGGUUUUGGAGGCGCCAGCAGCAUUAGUUCGGCACAGGCGUCAGCGAUUGGGGCAGGGGGUGGUGGUCCGGCCUUCGCGCCCCCGGUCGGAGGUGGUGGCUUUGGAGGCGGCGGCGGCAUCAGUUCGGCACAGUCGACGGCGUCGGCGUUUGGGGCCGGGGGCGGACAAGGAGUGGGGUGUGGAAGAUAGAAUGUAGAGAGUGGAGAAACAUAGAAGAACAAUAGCAAUCAAGUUGAAGAAUCAUAGCAUAUAGGAGAUCAGCUAUAAGUCAUCUACUGCCAUGCAGUAAGGAACAAUAUAUUAUUAUGCUCUUAUUUUGUGCUACUGCACUAUACUCUGUCCAAACAGGCAUGAGCUCUGAAGGAUUAUGCUGACCCUCCUACUACUCACACACACAAGCGCAUUCUCUUUUUGUGUGUGUGUGAGUAAAGGGACGGUCUGCCUACCUGUAUACUAUAUGUAGUAUACAUAGUAUAUCAAUGGCGCUGGUAGGCCGAGCGUGUGUGCCUGCGUGUGGGUGAGCGAGGGUCGGCUUAAUCUUUCAGGGCUCACGGCAGUUUGGACAGACUAUACCUACUAAAUUAUCAGUAGUCACAUCUCCAGCUACAAAAAUAUUAGAUUGAAAUGAAAUGCUAAAGUGAACGAAUCAGCCAUAAUCAACGUCUAUUAUUUCAAUAAAAUCAUAGGAUUUAAUAUGAAUAAAUUUGAAAGAAACUUUCACAUGAUUAUGCUGAUUAUGUUAUUUCCAAAUCUGCUUCAGCUUGUAAAUAAAUAAAAAUAAUGUAAAUUUCGAAUGUACUGUACUUACGAAAACUCAAUAGUGCCUUAAUAAGGUAUGCUAUAUCGUCAUUUCCCUCAACUUGGAAAAUAAAAUUUCUUAGAAGCAUUUCAACAUCACCCAUAUUGUUAAAAACCCCGCUUACACAGUAAUAAUAAUAAUAAUAAAAAAACAAUAAUUAUUAUAGCCACCAUCUAGUCACAUAAAGGUGAAUCGUUACUAUUUCAUUAAGUUACUUUGUAUAAUUUGUGUUAUGAAACAAAAUUAGGCUACCGGUGUAUAUAAAUUUAAAUGUUAUUGAGUCAAAAUAGCUUAUAAUAUUUUUAUUCGUUGCAAACAGAAACCCCGCUAUUGUUGACAACAGAACUUUAUUGCAGUCUCAUUCGACCUUUAUACUUUGAUUUACUAUGACCCAGAUUUUAGGACACCUAUCGAAUCUAAUGAACCAUUAAAAAGUGUUAGAAACCAAAUCUAUGCUCGGCUAUUUCUUUUGAUGUGAAAGUUGUAUGUUUAUAGAAAAAUACAAUUCCAAUUGGAAAUAAACAGUGGAAUCAAUUAUUCAAAAAAGUAGAGGAAGCUGUCAAUUAUGUAUAACUAGGCCUUCCUAAAAUUGUAUCAUCUAGGCCUACCAUGUUUCUUCCUUAUUGUUCCAUUUCUAUAGAAACUGUUUACAGUAUUACUAUAGGAUAUCAUCAUCAUAAUUAUAUUGAACACAUAUUUGUCAUGAAUUUCAUAAUAAAUCGAGAGCGGCUAUUCAUUUUUUACA